GCGGGGCUUGUGCCAUAGCGAGGGAGGGAGAAAGGACGAUACUGGUGUGAGGCUGUUGGAGAAGUCGGGCGGAGGGGUCAGGAGUGAGUCCGAGGAAGGAGGUGAGCAGAACAGCAGCGCUGUAAGGUUGAGCGAUGGCGGGGUCUUUGGCUGCCGACCUGGUCCCUCGGCCGGAGAAACUCCCCGAGGUUACACGCAUGCACAGCAUGACGGAUCGGGUGAARGGCUCCCUCUCCGAGUACCGCAACCAGAUCAUCCUGCUCCUGUCCCGCUACGUGGCGAACGGGAAGCACAUGCUUCAGCCGCACGAGCUGAAGAAYGAGCUGGAGCGCGUUGCUGAGCUGGAGUGCUUCGCCGGCACGAAGAUCAAGGAGAGCGCUUUCGGCAAUCUGUUGCGUGCCACUCAGGAGGCUGUGGUCAUCCCUCCUUACAUCGCGCUGGCGGUGCGUCCGCGCGUGGCCGAGUGGCAGUACAUUCGUGUGAAUGUGUUCGAGCUGACGGUGGAGCAGCUGAGCCCGUCCGAGUACUUGGAGUUCAAGGAGCGUCUGAAGGCUGCUGAUGAUGCCGCCGCGCCGGUUUGCAGCGACUUCGCCACUCUGGAGAUCGACAUGGAGCCUUUCAACGCCAACUUCCCGAGGCUGACGCGCCCUUCGUCCAUCGGCGAGGGUCGGCCGCGGACGCGACCCCAUGUUCGUCCGCCAUCCGAGAUCAGACCCGCGGACGCGUCUACGGAUGUUUCAUAGAAGGGAUCGGAUCAGUCAGGAGGACCUCAUCUCCAGCCCUAUUUCAAAUCAUCGAAGCAGACGUCGUGGAUUCCAUUUCAAGCAAAACGAAAAUAAACAAGCAGAGUAGAUUUUAUUUGAUUCAGUUGAAUUCCUGAAUUAAAAUCAAGGAAAUAUACAAAA
Messenger RNA from Chara braunii, 905 nucleotides. The record is from the annotation of a GenBank genome assembly. NCBI's taxonomy places the organism in Eukaryota, Viridiplantae, Streptophyta, Charophyceae, Charales, Characeae.